CAAACGAACGCACGCCUCUUCAAACAAACCACCGAUUCUGUCCUUCAAUCGCGACCAUCGAUUCAGUCGAUUGAUUCAACCUCAGUCCUGUGUAUUGAUGUUUGAAGAUUCAAAGUAAGUAACCUUCAGGAUUUGAGAUUUUGUUAAUAAUAAACCAUGAUUUCAUCUUUGAUUAUAUGAACAGGAUUUGAGAUUUCGGGCUUUGAACAACUGAACAGUGAAUAGGAGCCCCCUGUUUUUCACAUGAAAAUGGAAACCCAAGAAGAAGAGCAAUCGACGACGACAGAUGCUCAAUUGGCCAAGAAGGUGAAUCCUGUACUCCCAAGUGAAAUUAUCGAAGAGAUCCUGUCCAGACUUCCUGUUAAAUCCAUACUCAGAUUCACAUCCGUGUCUAAACCUUGGCUCUCCUACAUCUCCGAUCAAUCAUUCACCCAACUCCACCGCACUCGUGCCACCACUCUCCGCCGCAUAGCUUUUUUCCUUUCUGCUUUCGAUUCUUCCACUCGCAAAAACUACUUUUUCUCUGCCGCUGAUGACGGGGAGCCCCUCACUCUUCUCAUGACCCUCGAUGGCGGUUACAUCACAGAAGCCCAACAUUUGAACGGGCUUGUAUGUUUUUCCUUCAUCUAUUUCUCUUAUCCUCGCUUUCAGGCUGACGCUUUCGUUCUUAACCCUAGCACGCAUAAGUUUUUCAAACUCCCUUGCCCAUAUAGUUUGAUGAAUUACGCUAAAGAAACCUGCUACUAUUUUGGGUUCGAUGAGUCUAGAAACGAGCAUAAGAUCUUGAUGAUCAGGCUCAGAGACUUAAGGGCUCGAACAGCUGAGAUUAUGAUUUAUAGUAUGUCUAAUUAUUCGUGGAGAACGAUUGAUGUGGAGCCUCCUGUUGGUUUUACUUGGGAUCGCUUGGGGGAUCGCUUGGGCAAUAGCACCAAAGCUAGUGUUUGUGUGAAUAGUGUGGUAUAUAUUGGAGUUGACCGACACAGAAACUCGUUUGAUAUUUUGGGGUUUGAUUUAAGAAGAGAAAAGUUUUCGAUGAUCAGCACCCCUGAAGGUGUUGUCGUGCGCGGCUUUUAUAGGCCUCGCAUCAUAGAAAUCAAUGGCAGUAUAGGAGUUGUCUGUUAUAAUUAUAUGAAGAAAAGCAAUGAAAUGUAUUUCUGGAUAUUACAAAAUGGUGUUUGGGUGAGAGAAAUCAUUACACUCCCCGAGUCUUGGGUCGAGUUAGCUGGCCCUGCUCUAGAGCCAUUAGACGUUAAUAUGGACGACAUCAUCUUUUACAAGAGCAAGGUGUCCGGAAGUGUGAUGAGUAUGCCUAUAUAUGACAAAAUGUUUAGUAGAUGUUUUAAGUCAAUGCAAUUCAAUCUCGGUCAUCAAUUUCCAUGCUCAAAAACCGUGAGGUUGAAUCAAAUCAAGUUCUAUGCUGAAAGCAUGGUGUCUGUUACAAACACAACUGACAGCAGCCCACAAGCCCCGCUAGUUACCUCAGCAUGGUCCAUCAGAAGAAAGAGAACUCCAGCCCGGCGGGUUACCUCAACAAGGCCCAUCAGAACCAAGAGAACUCCAGCCUGUUUUACUGAGUGGGGGUCCAAAUAUUUUACUGAAUCUACAUUGAAACGCAAGUGUGGAGGCUUUGGUGUCUCCACGUACCCCCAGGGUAAAAUAAGGCAAAUGAUUCAUCCAUGAGAAGAACGCAACAUGAUCCAACCCUUAAGAUAUAUAGAGAAAAAGAAGACAAAGGAGUGGCAUCCAGGGUUGAAAAUAACACCCAGGAAGUAGUUACAAUGAAAGCGAAGUUUGGCAGUAACAAGAUAAAGUUUUUUCUCCCAAUCCAGGAGGUUAAUUUGGCAACUGAAAUGCAGAAAAGGUUUGAACAUAUGGGGAGUUAUAAGGUGAAAUACCUUGAUUCUAAAGAUGAAAAGUGGUAUUUGAUGGCUCAUGACGAAGACAUUCAAGGUUACAUCAAAAGUUUGAAGUCAAACAAAAGGAUGGUUGAAAUUAGUAUUGAAUCAAUAGAAGUACCUAAACGCAGAUGAAAAAAAUAUAAUGGAGCAGAGUAUGUAGAUGAUAUAAUUAAAUUUAAUCUCCUUGUCUCAAAAAAUUGGUAAGAGGUUGAGUGUCGGGACUUGUAAGCUCAAGUACCAAGGUCUGAUGGAGAUUGGAGAUCUCUAACGUCUGAUGAAGAAAUGGGUGAUUGUAUUAAAAGUUUAAGAAUUCGACUGCGUGUGCUGCCAUCUGUGAAUCUUUUCUAUUUAAUUAUGUGUUUCUUUUCUUUAAUUUUUUUUUGUAAUUUGCAUUAAAUAGACAAAUAUUUAUAUAUUAUUAGUAUCCCUAUUUUGGAUUA
This is a messenger RNA of Helianthus annuus (common sunflower), 2338 nucleotides long. RefSeq names its product putative F-box protein At1g47790. Gene Ontology annotation, molecular function: protein binding. The transcript has 2 exons. The record is from RefSeq and is a predicted model, not a curated record. The coding region runs from base 244 to 1680 and encodes 478 amino acids. Lineage: Eukaryota; Viridiplantae; Streptophyta; Magnoliopsida; Asterales; Asteraceae.